UCAAUAGUAUUGUGCCUUUUAAUAAUGAAGAAAAUUAUGUCUUUAGUAUUGAAGGCAGUACUGAUCCUGUCAGUGUUAUCUCAAUCAUGUAUCUGCAGUAGUGAUUUCUUUGACAUUGUUGAACUCGCUAAUUUAAAUGGGAGAGUUGGUGAUGAUGUAUCAUUUGUUAGAGAGCCAAGUGGGCUGGAGGCUUAUCAAUUAUCUCGCCCAAUCACUGUAUCAGCUAGUAAUAGUGACUGGAUCAAUCUCAGCAAGAGACUCCCUAACAGUGCUUAUUUUGCUCAUAUUGAUAGUAACUACAUUGGUAAUGUAUUUGUGUGGUCAAUCCAAUCCAGCAGUGUCAUUGUUAAAAUGGAUAUAGAGAGAGAAGGGACAGAACAUCAGUUUCUCAGUAUACAAAUAUUAGACAGAGAACCAAUCAAGUUUCAGUUGCCAGCAACAAACUUUGAUUAUCGGACAAUUGGACUGAGAAUAGCUUAUGGUUGUACUGUGACUGCUUUUGUUGACUGCUAUGAGUUAACUUCUACUGAUCAGUCUGAUUUAAUUCAUGGGAUAAAUAGCACUGAUCAUGUUACUAUUUUUCAAUCAGCAUCAUCAUCUAACAUGCCAAAGGUAUCAGAGCUGAUUAUUUCCUCUGUAGCAAGUUUAGGAGUUAGGCGUUGUGAUAGAAUUAAAGUGAAAGUCGGAGCUGACAAACAGGGUAUGCAAGGUGUCACUGGGCCAAUUGGUCUGCCAGGACAAAAAGGGGAAAAUGGUGAAAGUGGCAUUCGUGGUUCUACAGGGGAACCUGGUUUGCGUGGAGGACAAGGACUUCCUGGUCCUCCUGGAGCAGCUGGUACUGAUGGUGAUAAAGGUGAAAUGGAUAAUGAAGGGAUGAAAGGAGUUACAGGGGAAGUGAGUCCUCCUGGGAAUCGAGGUCCUACUGGUGAUGCUGAUGAUAGAGGAAUGAAUGGUACAAUGGGAAUGAAAGGAGAGAAUGGAAGUAGAGGAGACAAUGGAAUGAUCGGGACACUUGGAGACAGAGGGAGAAAAGGAUUUCAGGGAAGCAAAGGAAUAGAUGGAAAGGAUGGCAAUAGGGGAAGAAGUGGACUACCAGGCCCAAUAGGAAUGAAAGGAAUCAAGGGUGCUUUGGGAGAUAAAGGAGAAAAUGGUGAUAUUGGAAUGAAAGGAGAGCUUGGUAGUAAAGGACCACAAGGACCAUUAGGCAAAGGAGGAUCACCUGGUCUUAAAGGAAUAAAAGGACAGAGUGGUGUUGAUGGUGAUAAAGGUGAUAAAGGAGAGAAAGGAAGGGAAGGAGGACCAGGAGUUAAUGGAACUAAAGGACUAACAGGAGAGAAAGGAAUGAAAGGAGAGAAAGGUUCUAUUGGACUACAAGGAAGCAAAGGAGAUACUGGCACUAAUGGAAGAAAUGGUAGCAUUGGCCUACCUGGAAUUGAUGGUAUUCCUCGUAUGCCUGGUUCCAAAGGAAUGCUGGGUGGACCAGGAAGAGAAGGAUUAUCAGGAGCAAAGGGUCAUCAAGGACAAACAGGUUUAUCUGGAAUUGAUGGGGUGCCAGGUGUUGCUGGAAAACGAGGGCUUCCUGGUAGAGAAGGUAACAUUGGUAUGUUAGGUGAUAGAGGACAAAAGGGACAAACGGGCCCAAAAGGAAUGAAAGGUAAACGUGGCGAUAGAGGGUUACACGGGCUAAAUGGUACUAGAGGACUUAAUGGAAGUGAAGGGAUUAAAGGAGUUAAGGGAGAAGUGGGUCCUCCUGGGAAUCAAGGUCCUACUGGUGAUGCUGGUGAUAGAGGAAUGACUGGUACAAUGGGAAUGAAAGGAGAGAAUGGAAGUGGAGGAGACAAUGGAAUGAUUGGAUUACCUGGAGACAGAGGGAGAAAAGGAUAUCAGGGAAACAAGGGAAUAGAUGGAAGUAAUGGAACUGAUGGAAGACGUGGAAAACCAGGCUCUGUGGGGAACAAAGGAGCUAUUGGAAAUAAAGGAGACAAUGGAACCGAUGGGAUGGUGGGUAUGAAAGGAAUGCCAGGUAGCAGAGGACCAAUGGGUCCACUAGGACCAACUGGAUCAGCUGGAUUUCAUGGAAUAAAAGGACCUAGUGGUGGGAUUGGUGAUAAAGGAGAAAAAGGAUAUAAAGGAGGACAAGGAAUAACUAGAAACAAUGGUAUUACCGGAAUCACAGGAGAUGUAGGAAUGAAAGGAGAAAGAGGCCCUGUUGGGUUUAAUGGUGAUGAAGGAAAUAUCGGCGAUAAAGGAAUGAAGGGCUUGCCUGGACUAAAAGGCCAAAUGGGUAAUACUGGUCAUAUUGGCGGUACUGGUGAUAAAGGAAUUGUUGGAUCCAGAGGGGACAAAGGAAUGAUGGGAGACAAAGGUGACAUGGGGGACAUUGGACCAACUGUAAAUGGAUCAGUGGGACCUAAAGGAUUUAAGGGUGAGAAAGGGGACAAAGGUAACAGAGGACCCAAAGGAGGCAUUGGUUUUGAGGGUCCUAAAGGCACAAAAGGUAUGAAUGGCCCUCCUGGUGACGGUGUCAUUGGAUCUAAGGGUGAGAUGGGUCCAUUUGGAGAUCCUGGCUCUAGAGGAGAUGAUGGUGAAAUUGGUAUGACUGGUGAUGAUGGUGAUGAUGGUGAAACUGGUUUUAAAGGUUUUAAAGGAAUGACUGGAGAUCGUGAUGCUCGUGGAUUGAAAGGUUUUCCAGGUAUGAUCGGUGAUGAUGGCAAUGUGGGAAGCCAUGGAGCAAUUGGUCCAGCUGGUAGUAUUGGGUCAAAAGGAAAUACUGGUCCUCCUGGUGGUAAAGGAAUAAGAGGAUCAAUUGGUUCUACUGGUAUUAUUGGAAAUAAAGGAAUGCAAGGAGUAAAUGGAGACUUGGGUAUGAGAGGAGAUGAUGGAGAACCAGGAGAAAAAGGUUUUAUGGGAAAUAAAGGAUAUAGAGGUCUUCGUGGAAUUACUGGAGCACAGGGCGGCCCUGGAACAAAAGGAGAAACCGGUAUCAUUGGUGAUAAUGGUGAGACUGGUGUGCAGGGAGAUAAUGGAACUAAAGGAGAUGCUGGUCGUGUUGGAAAGCCUGGUCCAAAGGGAACUGCAGGAUUAAUAGGAUUUACUGGAAAGCCAGGACCAAGAGGAGAUACUGGAAAUACGGGACCACCUGGCAAAAAAGGCUUGAUUGGUGGUGUCGGGCAAAAUGGAGACAUUGGUGAUACAGGUUUGAAAGGAUCAAAAGGCAUCACAGGUCCUAAAGGAGUAAACGGGUCAAAAGGUGAUAAUGGAAGUACUGGAAUGGAUGGAAGAAUAGGAAAAAUGGGCUUGCAAGGAAUGAAGGGUUGGGCAGGAGAUCAUGGUGACAUUGGAAACAUUGGAGACCCAGGAUUUAAUGGGAUGCCAGGUCGUGAUGGUGAUAAAGGAAUGCAAGGUAACACAGGCUCAAAAGGAAAGAAGGGCCCUUUUGGAAACCUUGGGUCCAAAGGAAUAAAUGGAUGUAAAGGUAACACUGGGAACCCAGGUGACAGAGGGCGGACAGGUUUGAAUGGACCUGGGGGAAAGAAAGGACCACCUGGAUUAAAGGGGCAGUCUGAUCAUAAAGGAUUCAGAGGAAUUUUAGGAGAAAAAGGAGAAAAUGGUUCAAUGGGUAAUACUGGUAUUACUGGAUCAAUGGGACAGAAAGGUGAUAAUGGUAAUAAUGGAAUCGUUGGGCCAUUAGGAAAAAGAGGACUCCAAGGAAAUACUGGUCAAAAAGGCUGUCAAGGUGAGCCUGGAAAUAAGGGAAGUAAAGGAGACCAAGGAGCUUUUGGGUUUAGAGGAAAGAGUGGAUUGAAUGGAAGAAUUGGUCCUAGUGGAAAAGAUGGACAUCCUAGCCCUCCUCCACUUAGAGGUGAUCCUGGAGAUAAGGGUGAGAAAGGAUUUAUUGGUUCACCUGGUCAGAAAGGAAAUGUUGGAUUAAAAGGAGAAAAUGGAAUGCCUGGUGCAAAUGGCCAUUCUGGUCCAUUGGGUGAUCCUGGUAAUGAUGGAUUGCCUGGAGCUAAUGGAUCAACUGGACCACCUGGUAAAAAUGGCAUUACUGGAUCUAAAGGAGAUAUGGGAGAUCAAGGAGAAAGGGGAGAAGAUGGGGAAGUUGGAUUACCUGGAAAAAGUGGAGCUACUGGAAUGAAGGGACCACCUGGAGAAAAAGGCUCUUUUGGUAUUAAUGGAACUGAUGGUAUUCCUGGACACACAGGUGAUAAAGGGACAAACGGAACAACUGGUGAUUCUGGUAACAAUGCUACUGAUGGUGAAAAAGGAAUGAAAGGAUCUAUGGGAGACAAAGGUCGUACUGGCAAGCCAGGACCAGUUGGUGACUCUGGUUUAAAAGGCUGUAAAGGUGAUUUAGGAUCUCAAGGCGAAAAUAAAACUGUAACUGGUCCUCCUGGAGGACGAGGUAGUCCUGGUCAAUAUGGUUUACCUGGUCAGAAAGGAUCUAAUGGGACUAUUGGAGUAAUGGGACCCAAUGGGAUUGAAGGAGAUAAUGGAGAUGUUGGAAAGAAUGGAACUGUUGGUGAAGUUGGGAUGAAAGGCAAGAAAGGUGAACAAGGAUCACAAGGUAUACCUGGUAAUCCAAUUGGUCCUCCUGGUUCACCUGGACCGCCUGGAGUAAGAGGAAGAAAAGGCCCUCCUGGAAUGAUAGGCAGUAAAGGCAAUGAGGGACCCGAUGGACCAAAAGGUGACAAAGGAGAAAGAGGGAGACGUGGAGUCAAAGGUAACUCAGGAGAUAAAGGAUCAACUGGACUUAAUGGAGACUCAUUUGGCCUUAUUGCUAAGGUAUAUCAGAAUGAAAGUGGAUUGCAGCAGGAAGAUGGUCAUGAGCAGGGUGACUUGGCUUUUAAUCUGGAGAAUCAGAGUUUAUACAUUUAUGUCAACGCCACAACUGCCUUGAGAGCAUGUUCUGACUUUAUCCCUGGCCCUCCUGGUUCUCCUGGAGAACGUGGCUUGCGGGGAAAACCUGGAUCAAAAGGUGAUAAGGGGGCAUCAGGACUGCCUGGAUUAAAAGGAGAGCCUGGUCCAAGAGGUAGACCUGGCAAAAUGGGCCCUCAAGGGCCUACUGGUCCAGGCGGAAUGAAAGGAGAGAAAGGAAAUGAAGGAAUGAAAGGAGAUCAAGGUUUGAAAGGAGCUGCAGGAAAGAAAGGAAUUCCUGGCCCUGUUGGAAUGAAAGGAUUCCCAGGAUCAAUGGGGCAGAAAGGAGAGAAGGGUAAUCAAGGUGCCAGAGGAAGAUCAGGGAAACCAGGACCAAUUGGAGAAAAAGGUGAUACUGGACCACCUGGCCUAAAUGGUACAACUGGCUCUAUUGGUAGACCUGGGAAAAUGGGUCCUCCUGGUCACCCUGGUCCACCUGGUAUGAAAGGAAUGAAAGGUAUGAAAGGAAUGAAAGGAAUGAAUGGAUCACGUGGUGAUGAAGGACCACUAGGACCACCUGGUAGAAAAGGAUUGCCUGGACCACCAGGAGAGAAAGGAGAUAAAGGUUCACCUGGACCAAUAGGUGACAAAGGUGAUAUUGGUCCACCAGGAGAAAAGGGGAACAAUGGAACUAAAGGAGAUAAAGGAAGUAAAGGAAUGGAAGGUGACCCUGGACCAAAGGGAGAGAGGGGUGAGAAAGGAGACCCUGGUAUUGAUGGUAUUAAUGGCACCAGAGGACCUCCUGGCAUCGAUGGAAUGGAUGGUCAAAAUGGAACAAAAGGCAAUCAAGGUUUGCAAGGUAGACGUGGUAAACCAGGCCUCCCUGGUGAUGUGGGAAGAACUGGACCUCCAGGUAUUAAUGGAACAAGUGGUCCUAGAGGAUUACCUGGGAAAACGGGACCUCCUGGACCUAAAGGAAUGAAAGGACAGCAAGGACCAAAUGGAACAACUGGUAUGAAAGGAAUGAAAGGAGAACCUGGCCCAAUAGGGCCUUCUGGCCCCUCUGGAAGGAAAGGAUUACCUGGUCUUCAGGGUGAAACUGGCAAUCCUGGUGAGAAAGGAAACCCUGGGCGACAGGGAAAACCAGGUCCUCAAGGAAUGAAAGGCUCACAUGGAUUUAAAGGAGAAAAAGGAGAGAAGGGUAAUGAAGGCUUAAGAGGAAGAGCAGGAAAACCUGGACCAAUGGGAGAGAAAGGUAACACUGGAUUACCUGGAUUGAAUGGUACAACUGGGCCUAUUGGCAGACCAGGGAAAAUGGGUCCUCCUGGUCCUCCUGGUCCACCUGGUAUGAAAGGAAUGAAAGGUAUGAAAGGAAUGAAAGGAAUGAAUGGGUCACGUGGUGAUGAAGGACCACUAGGACCACCUGGUAGAAAAGGAUUGCCUGGCCCACCAGGAGAGAAAGGAGAUAAAGGUUCACCUGGACCAAUAGGUGACAAAGGUGAUAUUGGUCCACCAGGAGAAAAGGGGAACAAUGGAACUAAAGGAGAUAAAGGAAAUAAAGGAAUGGAAGGAGACCGUGGACCAAAGGGAGAGAAAGCUGAUAAAGGAGGUCCUGGUCCUGACGGUGACAAAGGGGAAAGAGGACCAAAGGGAGACCCUGGAGCAAAAGGUAACAAAGGAGACCGUGGCCCUAAAGGCAAUAAGGGAGAAAAGGGCAUCAAAGGAGACAAAGGAGACAAGGGAGAUAUUGGACCACCAGGUGAAAAAGGUGGCAUUGGAGAAAGAGGAGAAAAAGGAGAAAAAGGAAUGAAGGGUGAUCAAGGAGAUGUGGGUCCCAAGGGAAAUGAUGGUCCCCAUGGGCCAGUUGGUGAUCCUGGGCCUCAAGGUCCUUGUGAAAAGGGCAAUCCUGGACCAAGAGGAGAUAAAGGACAAAAAGGAGAAAACGGCCCAGAGGGACGCAUGGGACCUAAGGGAUUGAAAGGAAAGAAAGGGGAAAUUGGUAUGCGAGGACCUAUGGGAGAUAAAGGCCCUCCAGGAAAUGAUGGGCCUAGAGGAUUUCCAGGAGACAAGGGAAACCAAGGUCCAAAGGGAAACCAAGGAAUAACUGGAAGAACUGGAAAGCCUGGAAGGAAAGGUUCAAAGGGAGACAUGGGUCUUAAGGGAGAGAAAGGUUUAAAGGGACUCCAAGGAAGAUUUGGUAAACCAGGUUUGCCUGGAGCUAAAGGUGAGAAAGGAAUGAAAGGAAGCAUUGGUUAUAAAGGAGAAAAAGGAAUGAAGGGUUGCAAUGGUAGCAUUGGUGACACUGGGCUGCCUGGACCCAGAGGACCUACUGGAAAACAAGGUUUACCUGGAGAUAAAGGUAGCAUGGGCAGAAAAGGAGACAAAGGGCCAAAAGGAGAUAAAGGAGCAGUUGGACGUACUGGACAGAUUGGUAAAAUUGGCCCCCCUGGAAUGAAAGGAAUAAAUGGAACAAUGGGAAUAAAAGGAGUGAAAGGAUACUCCGGCUCUAGAGGCUCACCAGGAAUGAGAGGUCCACCUGGUCCCAAAGGAAUGAAAGGGGAAACUGGACCGAAAGGUGACCAAGGAAUGAUAGGAGAAAAGGGAAUGAUGGGAACAAAAGGAAUAAAAGGAAGUACUGGUUUACCAGGUGCUAGAGGACUUCCUGGAUUAAAAGGAUUGAAAGGAAACAAAGGUAUAAAAGGUGAAAAGGGAGCAAAAGGUUUUCAUGGAAUUAAUGGUACUGAUGGUGUCCCUGGAAGAAAUGGUAGCAUUGGUAUACCAGGUCAUCGUGGUUUACCAGGACAAAAGGGAGAAAAAGGAAGUCCUGGGUUAAAAGGAGAUAAAGGCAUUGUGGGAGAUAAAGGUGAAAGAGGACCAAUUGGUAUUCCUGGAUCUCGUGGAUCCCCUGGAAUGAAAGGAGAUCAAGGAUUAAAAGGAGAAAGGGGUCCUACUGGAGAAAAAGGUUUUAAAGGUCAAAAAGGAGACACCGGUAUAAUGGGCACUGAAGGAAUGAAAGGUGUCAAAGGUGACACGGGAAUAAAUGGGACUCCUGGAGCAAGGGGAUCUCCUGGACUAAAGGGAAUCAAAGGAUUUAAAGGAACCAAAGGAAUAAAAGGUGCUAAUGGUACUAAAGGUGUUGAAGGUGACCCAGGUCGAAGAGGUUUUCCGGGAAAAGAUGGAUUACCUGGACGUACUGGCCCUCCUGGAAAAGAUGGGGAACCAUGCAUGAAAGGACAAAAAGGAGAAAAAGAGGAAAGAGGAGAGAAGGGAAGUAAUGGUACGAAAGGAGACAUAGGACCUCCUGGAAUGAAAGGGGAAAAAGGACAAGCAGGAACUGAUGGAGAUAAGGGAAGGACAGGAAAACCAGGAUCCAAUGGAAUACCUGGAAUACCAGGAAGAGCUGGACCACCUGGAAACAAGGGAAUGAAAGGAGACAAAGGCUCCAAAGGAGAGAGAGGAUUACAAGGAGAAACUGGAAGAACUGGACUCAGUGGCUCAGAUGGUCCUAAAGGAGAUAAAGGAGACGUAGGAGAAAUGGGAACGCCUGGUAUUAAUGGUACUGAUGGUUCAAAAGGAGAUAAAGGAUCUAAAGGUGAUAAAGGAAUGAAAGGAUUGCCUGGACUCGAUGGAAUGAAAGGUGACAAAGGGAUGAAAGGAUCUCCUGGAACAGUUGGAGGAAUAGGAAAAACAGGCCCAAGAGGAGAAAAAGGAGAAAAGGGAAUGCUUGGUGAUCCUGGUUUACCAGGAAAUGUAACUGGAAUAAUGGGUCCAACUGGACCAAAAGGAUUAGUAGGACGUCAAGGACCACCUGGAAAACGUGGUCAGAAAGGUUUUAUUGGACCUCCUGGGCUAAAAGGCAUGAAAGGAAUAAAAGGAAUGAAAGGAGAUGAUGGAUCUCAAGGAUCUCAGGGUAUGAAAGGGGAAGAAGGAGAUCCUGGAAAGAGAGGGCUGCCUGGAGAUCGUGGUGGAUUGCCUGGUCCACAGGGAGAUAUAGGGCCACCUGGGCCUCAAGGCCAUAAAGGGAUCAAAGGUGACAGAGGAAUGACUGGUCCACCAGGUUCAAAAUGUCCCCCUGGACCGUCAGGAGACACUGGCCCAAAGGGAUAUAAAGGUGACAAAGGAAGUAUUGGAAAUAAAGGGGAUCGUGGUCCACCGGGAAUGAACACGAUGGUGUUUUAUAAUGAAACACAGUUUCCUGACUGUGGGCAAGAUACAGAUUAUGUUCAUGGAACGAUUAUAUUUAACUUAGAAAACAAGAACUUGUAUGUGUGCAUUGAUGGAGUGGGCUGGGUGAAGCAUACAUGCAACUUUGCUUCUAUGAGAGAAGAAAGAGAUGUAAGUGUUACUGGCAAUUGGCCACAAGCAAAUAUUGAUUUACUGGGAACUGUUAGUGACUCCUUGUCAAGGAAAAAACAUCAUUAAUAAUGUACAGUAGACUGUGUGUUAUGCAAUUGUGAUUAAUUUGAAUUUUAUUUUAGUUAUAUGAGUGAUUUUGACAAUCUAUAUA
This is a messenger RNA of Amphimedon queenslandica, 9364 nucleotides long. RefSeq lists its product as uncharacterized. The record is from RefSeq and is a predicted model, not a curated record. Lineage: Eukaryota; Metazoa; Porifera; Demospongiae; Haplosclerida; Niphatidae. Gene Ontology annotation, biological process: extracellular matrix organization. The coding region runs from base 25 to 9279 and encodes 3084 amino acids. The transcript has 90 exons. Gene Ontology annotation, molecular function: extracellular matrix structural constituent conferring tensile strength.